UGACAAAAGCAUGCCCUGAAGAUGUCGGCAAUGGUCAUCGUGCCUUUCUUUCUAGCCUUGGUUUCAACCGUCACAGCAUUUGACGUACAGACGGUCACCGCUCUUGGCGUUGUUGGUGGAAGCCGUACCAACGUAUUGGGCCGUCCUUUGGAGGUGUACCGUGGCAUUCCGUACGCGCAGCCACCAAUGGGUGCACUACGCUUUCGUCCACCUGAGCCUCUGCAAGGAUGGGACGGCGUGCUAAACGCCACAAAUAGGAGGACCGCCUGCCCGCAAGUCAUUGUUGCUCCUGUCAUGACUGAAGGCGCUCUUUUGACUGAAGACUGCCUACAUCUCAACGUUUGGAGCCCUGUGGCACCUAAGCAGGCGCCAGUUCCAGUGCUCGUCUCAAUUCAUGGCGGAGGAUUCUCGCACGGCUCCGCCAGCAUUCCCAUCUUUGACGGGGCCGUCUUGGCCGCCAAGACAGGAUUGGUGGUAGUAUCGUUGAACUACAGACUCGAUAUUCUGGGGUUCCUGGACGCGAACUCGACCGAAGCACCCGGCAACGUGGGCCUAAUGGACCAGGCCUUGGCGCUAAAGUGGAUUCAGGCGCACAUCCACCACUUCGGGGGCGACCCCCUGAGAGUGACCAUCUUCGGCGUGAGCGCGGGAGGCAUGAGCGCGCAUGCUCACGUGAUCUCACCCAUGAGCCGAGGCCUCUUUAAGAGAGCUUGCCUGAUGAGUGGGACUCUGAACAGUCCAGAUUUUGUUGAGCAUGUGACUGACAGUAUAAACAAAGGCAACCUUGUUGCUCGAGCUGUCGGCUGUGCCGAUAGUGACAAGAAUUUGACUUCUGAUCCCGAAUCAGUGGUUGCGUGCCUUCGAACGAAAAGCGCUGACGAGCUCGUGCAAGCCUCAUCCCAUAGCAUAAAGCCGAAGAUAUUCACCUUUCUACCAACGUAUCCCAACCGAUUUCUUCCCAAAGAUCCAGCGGUAGCGGUGAAAGAGGGGUCGUUCAACUCUGCCGACAUAAUAGUCGGAGUGACCAAGGACGAAGGAAUGGGAGCGUUGAUGUAUCCACCGAGACAGGAACUGUGGACAGAGAGUCUAGAAGGACUUGAUGAAGAGUUCUUCAACAAGACUCUCCACGACGUUAUAUUCUCCUGGUUCAAGACAAAUUCCGAAAACAACCUCUCGCCGUACAUUGCCGAGGCACGAGACAGGCCUGAGCUGAGGCGCGCUUACGUGGACUUUCUCUCAGACAGGACGUUCGUGUGUCCGAUGCAUUUCACAGCCGAGGGACACUCUAAACGGGGCCACUCCGUGUACUCCUACGUCUUCUCCUACCACUCAGCAAAAAGCACCUUGCCAGCUUGGAUGGGUACGCCACACGGAGGGGACGUGAGCUAUAUAUAUGGAUUUCCUCUAGUCGAUCAGGAAAAGUACGACGCCGAGAUGUCAUCAUGUCCGAGAAUUUGGUCAACGUGUUGUCCACGUUCGCUUCCACAGGAGUACCCCAACUACCUAUGGAGAAGCAAUGGCCCCGGUAUACGAAAGACAACCCUGUUUCCGUGUUCUUCGACAAUGGUGACAUCGCAAACAUCAUCGGUUUCCAAACACACUUCUGCAACGCUUUUAGAACGGACGCGUGAAAUUCGUAAUGUUCUUUACCUUUUAAAGUAUGGCUACAAAUAUUUUUUUCCUGUGCGCUGUUCGCAAAGCAAUUGUGUUGUAUGCGCAUAGGGUUGAUGCGGAACAAGGUAAUUUCGUCUCCACGAGACACGUCAAUUAAUUUAGAUGAUAACAAGGGAAUCGUAAGACACUCGUUUCCCAGUUCACCUUUUGACAACGCCGUGUUCAGUAAAAUUGUCUUGAAACUUGUCUUUAUACACGGAAUCAGGAGGAAAGUUACGACCAAACGCAAUAGUGGAAUUUAUAGCAUACUAGCUUAGUGUUGUUGACGAGCUGUUCAGCUAUGUCACUGAUAUGUCUGUGUAUGCCCCUUGAUUCGCUACGUACACGGACCUGCAUGCUCAAGAAACAAUUGAAUCACCAACGACCCAAGUCGCACAAUUUUUCAUGUCUGAACCUAACACAACCGCACAUGUUUAGCUUCGAAAGAACGACAACACUCUUCAGUGGAUGAGAACACUACCAGAUUUGCAGGCAGGAUCUUGAAACCUCAUCGAUGGUGACGGGCAAGCUGUGUCAAAACAACGUCCAGAACAAAGGCACCGACGCUCAAGAUGAAACUGUUCGCGCUACUUCAUUUUAUCACCUCUCAGAUACGGGAGAGAGCAGGCGAUGCUAAAAGUAGGCUCGCAUGCGAAGCACAACACCCUUGAAAGUACGCAUCUCCUCUAUAGCGCCUUAAAAGUGACAUCGGCCACAGAGUUUCCUAAAAAUUAACCGAAGGCAACUCUGGCGCGGCGAUUUUUCAACAACCAUGAGAAUGAUGGGUAGUACGCCAGUUUGCCUAGCCUUUGUUCUUGCGGGGUUCGAAUGCACUUGUGGCACUUGUGGCUCCAAGCCACGCGAAACUAAUCGGAGCCGAAAAAUAGAUGAUGUUUAGACCCAUUUCUGUACAUACCCAUUCUUCCCACACCGGUGAAGCGCCGUGCGUUGCAGCUCCCAUACACACAAAUGCCAGAGUAUCUUCUAAUGUAAUUAUAGGAAACUCCAUGGCAUUGGCCAGAACAUGGGCUCCUUUAUAAAGAGUGUAGACUUCAUUUCGAACGAUUCUUUGACCUUGGUGCUUAAAACCAUCAGGCAACAUGUGUUGCACUCAAUAAUUCUUUAUUCCUGCGUUUAGUUUGUGGGUUCUGGAACAAGAUUAUUUUGCUGCACUUACCAAAGUCAACUCAGUAGCUUCGCUUUUCCUAUGUUAUACGUAUAUGAAAGAAUCAAUGGGACUUCUUGCAUGGCUUGUUAUGAUUGUUUACAGUGGGUAAAGGGCAGAGAAAUAUAUGGCACUUGUAUGGUUGAUGACCCACUGAACAGGGUGAACGCCUUCAUCUUAUCACGUGACCAUUAUUCAGUGGCAUUAGUGUCUUAGUAUUUCACGACAACAAAAUGCUUUAUCACUUUUUCUGAAGUUUACUUACCCUAGAGGCUCAAUGCAC
Rhipicephalus microplus (southern cattle tick) is the source of this 3101-nucleotide messenger RNA. RefSeq lists its product as uncharacterized. Gene Ontology annotation, biological process: choline metabolic process; acetylcholine catabolic process. Gene Ontology annotation, molecular function: acetylcholinesterase activity. The record is from RefSeq and is a predicted model, not a curated record. Lineage: Eukaryota; Metazoa; Arthropoda; Arachnida; Ixodida; Ixodidae. Gene Ontology annotation, cellular component: plasma membrane.